AUGCUUGCCUACCAGAGGCUAGAAACUCACGAAAUCUACGACAUCGCCCUGCUGCACCUCAGUUCUCCUGCCUGUGACAACGGGUUCGUGGAGAUGGGAGUGCUUUCAGCUGAAGGAGACAUUUUGCCCAAUAACUAUCCCUGUUAUCUGACCGGAUGGGGGGUGGUUAGUGCGGGCAGCAGCAGUGCAGACAGACUGCAGGAGGUGAUGCUGCCAGUGGUGGACCAUGAGAUCUGCUCCCAGGACGACUGGUGGGGCUCUGACGCAAAAGCUACAAUGAUCUGUGCAGGUGGAGACGGCGUGAGGUCCGAAUGCAGUGGGGACUCUGGGGGCCCUCUCAGCUGCUACAAAGACAAUCGUUGGCAGGUCCAUGGGAUCGUCAGUUUGGGGCUGGUUCCGUACUGUAACACCUACGGGAAGCCGAUGGUCUUCACACGCGUGUCAGCCUACGUGGACUGGAUCUACAGC
Messenger RNA from Mesitornis unicolor (brown roatelo), 468 nucleotides. Its product is annotated as chymotrypsin-like elastase family member 2A. Gene Ontology annotation, biological process: proteolysis. The record is from RefSeq and is a predicted model, not a curated record. The annotation marks the transcript as partial. The transcript has 4 exons. NCBI's taxonomy places the organism in Eukaryota, Metazoa, Chordata, Aves, Mesitornithiformes, Mesitornithidae. Gene Ontology annotation, molecular function: serine-type endopeptidase activity.